Messenger RNA from Ceutorhynchus assimilis (cabbage seed weevil), 216 nucleotides. NCBI's taxonomy places the organism in Eukaryota, Metazoa, Arthropoda, Insecta, Coleoptera, Curculionidae. The record is from the annotation of a GenBank genome assembly.
AUGACAAUUGAUCAGAAUGUUCAAAGAGAAGUAAUCAAGGACGCUGUGGAAAAACCUUCAGAAGAAGGCAAUUUGGUUCGUGAUUUUUCUGAAGAGUAUGCUUUGCCCUUGAUCGACGUUACCCAAUCUGAACUGAAAAUUAUUUCUAAGGAGACAAUGAAGGACCUUUUGGAUGGGAAAUUCAAGGAUUGGAUUCAAUCAUAUUUUUAUAUGUAA